Molecule: messenger RNA, 704 nt
Organism: Octopus sinensis (East Asian common octopus)
Lineage: Eukaryota; Metazoa; Mollusca; Cephalopoda; Octopoda; Octopodidae
Product: protein FAM183B-like
Exons: 4
Coding region: 96-497 (133 amino acids)
Cellular component (GO): ciliary base
Source: RefSeq, a predicted model, not a curated record
CUCCAUCACUACCUGUCUGUCUGUCACCCUCUCUGAUUUAUCUAUCUAUCUAUUUAUCUGUCAGACUGUCUUUCUCCGUCGUCCUCCAACUAAUAAUGGCACAUCCCACCAACACAAGUACCUUAAAUAAGGUCAACUUCGAGAAGAACUGGACGGAAAGGGUGAAGAAAGAGAAAAGGCACCAACAACUCUUUACAAACUUCAGUAUAAACCCUUUUAAAAAAAUCCAUGAGAUCACAGGAAAACCCAACAGAGAGAGCGAGGUAGGAAACAUGAUAGAAGACUCUCACUUCAAGACGGUCAUCAAACGGGCCAAUCUGGAACCUGUGAAGAAAUACGAGUAUCCGCAGACCGAGUCUCAAGAAAUUGGUUGGAUAACUCAGCCUUUGGUGGACCUUGACCGCAGUGAUCGCCGACUUCAAUUCCCCCGUGUCCGGACUGGCAUCACAGAAUACAUGGAGGCAGUUUGGUUAAUGAAAGAACAGGCACAGCAGUGACAAAUAAAUAAAUAAAUAAAUAAAAGCCAUGGGCCGUAUCACUCUACGGUCCCACACUUAACUCUGCAAGAACUUCUCUGCCAAAAGAUGGGCACAAAAAAGACUGGAUUUCUUAAUGAAAAAUAAAUCCUUUGUCUAAUAACAAUGGGGAUUGUAGGGCCUUCAUGCUGGCUUUGCUUUUUUAAUUAAUAAAUCUUAAUUAUCAAC